CUACCCUGCAGGGGAGAGCCCUACAGACACCCCAGCUCCAGCCUUGCUCGUGGCUCCCUAAGCCCUCCCAGCAUCAUGAGGAUCCUUGCAGCCUCCCUGGCUGUUUUGCUUCUUGUGGCCAUCUGUUCCCUGGCUGAGGCUGAUCACAGAGUCUCCAGGAAUGCUGCACGUUCCAAGAACGAUGAAACCAAAGACAUCUCCUGCUGCUUCAGUUACAGUUCAUCCCGCAUUCCACGCAGAAUGAUCCACUAUGCCUACAGGACCAGCGCCUUCUGCUCAAUGCAAGCCGUGGUCAUGGUCACCAGGAGAGGGAGGCAGGUGUGUACAGACCCCAAGGCUCUCUGGGUGCAGAAAUACCUGGAGGACUUGGAGCUUCUGGAGAACUGACUCUUCCCUGCUUCUGCCCCCGGACAGUGGGCUCAGCCUCCAGCACGAGACAUGCAGUAAGAGUGCUUGAGCUGUAUCCUUCUUCAAAGGGAAAAUUUAUUACAAUUGCCAUACACUUGUUUAACUAAAUUUUGCUUGCCUAAAUGCUUGAAUAAACUGUUUGGCUUGUCAAA
Sturnus vulgaris (Common starling) is the source of this 560-nucleotide messenger RNA. Lineage: Eukaryota; Metazoa; Chordata; Aves; Passeriformes; Sturnidae. The record is from RefSeq and is a predicted model, not a curated record.